AUGUCGAUAUCUACAUCCAGCCAUAGAUUCAUUGGGGUCUUGUCAUAUCUCACAUUAAUAUUAUUCUUAAUAACGAACAGCUACGGUUCUCCUUUACCAAACGAAUCCGAAGAUGCGUACGACACUGCAUCCGCGGCACCAUACGAAGGGAGCAACGACACAGUACAAUCAGGCAAAUCGACAGAAGUUGAAUCUGUCUUUUUGACAGAAAGAGCUACCUCAAGUAGCAGCAACGCCAGCUUUCCCACAGCAUUCGACACGAUAGGAAACAAUUUUACUGCAUCAAGUUGUCCUCAAUUUUUCGAAUACUUUCUGACCGACGAAACAUAUCAAUCAUGCCAUGCAGUGUCUCUUCUUCUCCAAAACUCGAAUACCUUUUUCAAAGACCUAGCUUCUGCAGUGACAUUGGAUCAAGUACUCGACACUUCUUGCUCUGCCAACACAACAGCCUGUUCGACAUUCAUGAACAACCUCGCCGCCAAUCUUACAAGUGACAAUAAUUGUGGUGCCGACUACAAACUGGGUAAUCCCAUUGUCACCCAAGCGUACAAUGGAAUGGUCUCCUACGAACCGCUCGCAAGGGCAAUUUGUCUCGAAGAUCCGAAAACCCACGAAUAUUGUUUCACGGAAGCAGCCACCAACAACACCAAUAUUUCAGGCUACGCCCUCUACCUUUUACCUCUAGGCAAUUCUCUCCCCGGCGGCAGUCGACCAGAGUGCAAUCAAUGUACGCAAGCCACGAUGGCGGUAUUCGAGGAUUCGGCUCUGGUCAAAGGGAAUCCACUCGUGCAAACAUAUAUCCCAGCUGCUCAAACUAUCAAUCUUGGCUGCGGACCAAACUUCGUCAAUGCCACAGUCAAUGUCGGAACUCAAAAGUCUGGAUCGUCGUCUAAGUCAUCGGCUAGCAGACUUAGUACAGCGUCGCCUUCUCUCCAAUCACAGGCCAUGGAUCAGUAUCCGCUGCUCGGCAUCCGCGGGCCCCGGCAUCUUGUCAUCUUGCACAUCAAGAACAUUGCCAACUCCCUUUUCAAGAAGAUUAUGACACGAGCAGAAACGAAAACGUGCCAGCCUGGCGGGCGAGCUUCUAAUCUAGCGUGCCGGACUGUUAACAGGCCGAGGGAACAACGGCAACGGAUCUUAAUAUCUGAUCAAUAUGAGAAGAAGAUUGAGAUCAUCGAAGAGCGAUUGGCACGGAUAGAAGGCCUGCUUGAGAACCUGACUUCGCUUUCAGCCGCCUUCCAGCAUCUAGCACCAGGCUUAACCCCGACAACCGCAGCAACAAGAUCUGUACAAGAAACGCUCAAGACAGAAAAAGCACCAAUUCAGUCUCCACCAUCACUAUCAGCACAAGCACCAACACCAUCUACUCACGGUGAUCAUGGUCUCAAAACAGCAGGUAGCAAUGCUGCCUUUGAAGGCGCGUCGUCCCUAAGCGCACAUUCAGUGCAUGCAAGCCGAAUCAUCGAGAAUGCUAUGAGCAAUGACUAUACAGCUUUUACCCGCGAUCCCGAGAUGCAGGAAGCUCUCUUUGCGCUCCGGCAUCUCAUUGACAGACAGCAUUCGCCGCCGGUGAACCAAGACUAUCGUUUUCCAAAUCAGCAAGUUGAUACUUCUUCUGGUAUUGACUUUUCGUCUGUAAAAAUGCCUCCUCUUGAGUCUGUCGUGUCUUUGUUGAGGCUUUGCAAAGAAUCUCAAAAUUUCCUACAACACCCCUUUAUCGACUUUGGACAGUUCAACGAGUUGUGCAAAAGAGUAUACUUUGCAACAGAGGACUACUCCCUUGGUACAUUUGCUUUGGUAAAUGGAGGACUCUUCUACCUAUUCCAGCAUAUUGCCUACCUGGAAGGAAAGAAUGUGCCUGAAGCAUUUGAGAAUGCGGCUAUAUGCCGUGCAAACCUUGAAUAUGCUAUUAGUCGGUUCAGUGUCUUCAUGGCGCCUAAUAGUGAGAACCUACAAGCAAUUCUCAUUGGUGCCUCUUAUGCAAUUGACAUAUCGCAACCUUCUCUAUGCUGGGCUCUAGUCUCAACAGCAGCCCGUCUAUGCCAGACACUCGGCUACCACAGAUCCGUGGGUUCGCCCGGCGACAAUCAACUAGACACAAACCUUAGAAAACGAAUGUUCUGGUUCACCUACAUCCUCGACAAAUGCCUCUCCCUUCGCAUGGGCCACUCCUCGAUCAUGCAGGACUUUGAUAUCACCCUACCUCUCUCCGAUCUAUCAGCCGACUCCCAAAUGACAAUGUGGGAUAUAAUGUAUCACCAAUGGAUCAAGAUUGGCUACUUCCAGGGCCGUAUCUACGAAGAACUCUACUCUCCACGCGCUCUCUCGGGACCGGCAACAGAAAGGACCCAAAGAGCGAAACAACUCACUGCCGACAUGCAGUUGUGGUAUCAAGAAUCGCAGACCCAGCUCGACCCGUCCCGCGCAUAUAACCCUCUCUAUUAUGCAGCAGCUGCGUCGUCUUCGGAGAUUAUGUAUUAUGGUCUUUCAACAUUGGCGUAUCGAGCGGUUCCCCCGGGGCCGCUGGAUAGUUCCACUAUAUUCAGCAAUGAAUGCAUUGCUAUGGCUAGAGAGGCAUUGAGGGCACAUCAGCGAAAUACCGAGCGAUACAAGCAUACCAACAGCUACAUCUGGCAUGGGUACAUAUCUUGGGUCCUUAUAAACUGCCCCUUCACACCUUUCAUGGUCCUCUUCUGCCACGCAAUCGCGACCGCGAAUCUAUCCGAUCUGAAAUGUCUCGGUGAUUUCGUCUCAUCUCUCCAAACAUCCGGCGAAACAGUCGAGGCAGCCGAGAAACUUCGACGACUUUGCCACGUCUUUCAUCGAGUGGCAGAGCUGUAUAUUCAUUCUAAAAUCAAGCAGCAGCAACAACAGCACUAUCAAUACGACAGUGGUGGUCUUGACCAACAACAAACUCAAAAUCACGUGGAUAAUAUACAAUAUCACCAGCACCAGCUAACAACAUCAUCAACACCACUUAACAACAUCCCAACCCCUCAAUCCAACCACACAGACCAAGACAACGCAUUCAAAUACAAUAACAACCCCAAUCCAGCGACAGGACAAUCAUUCAACCCCAUAGACGAUUUUGAGCCAUAUCUCAGCGCUUUAGGAUUUCCGAAUGCAGCUGGCUUUUUAAAUAUAGGCCAACAGCAACAGCAACAAACAGGAUUAGCGUCUCAAAUGGCAACGCCGAUGACAUCAGCAGCACCUGGGCCGGCGGAGUAUAAUAGUACCGAAAACCUUGAAGCAAGUUUUGAUGCGAAUUCACUUGAGAAUUGGUUUACGGGGAAUGUGAAUUUAAUGUCUUUAUUGGAGAUGGAUUUAUCGAGUAUUAUCAAAUAGGCAGCAAGAAGAUAUUCAGAUUCAAUACAGUC
Talaromyces stipitatus ATCC 10500 is the source of this 3377-nucleotide messenger RNA. Its product is annotated as C6 transcription factor, putative. Lineage: Eukaryota; Fungi; Ascomycota; Eurotiomycetes; Eurotiales; Trichocomaceae. The record is from RefSeq and is a predicted model, not a curated record. Gene Ontology annotation, molecular function: DNA binding; zinc ion binding. Gene Ontology annotation, biological process: DNA-templated transcription. The transcript has 8 exons. The coding region runs from base 1 to 3345 and encodes 1114 amino acids.